Lathyrus oleraceus (garden pea) is the source of this 753-nucleotide messenger RNA. RefSeq lists its product as uncharacterized. The coding region runs from base 1 to 753 and encodes 250 amino acids. NCBI's taxonomy places the organism in Eukaryota, Viridiplantae, Streptophyta, Magnoliopsida, Fabales, Fabaceae. The transcript has a single exon. The record is from RefSeq and is a predicted model, not a curated record.
AUGAGAGGAUUGGGAGCUCGCUUGGUUCUUGACGAUAAAGAGAAUUUCAAAAGGACCUACGGUAAUCUCCUAAGUAUUCUUAACACCGGAGUCAAUACAAUAGUUGUUCACACUCUGUUACAAUUCUAUGACCCUCUGUUGAGAUGCUUCACAUUCCAAUAUUAUCAGUUGCCUCCAACUUUGGAUGAGUGUUUACACAUUUUGGGGAUUGAGAUUCAGGAUGAGGUUCUGUUUGUCCGUGCAAAGGAGAUUCCUAAGUCUCAACAUCUAGCUGAAGUCCUUCACAUGGGGAAGAAAGAAGUGGAACUUAACCUUAAACCUAAGGGUGGGACCCAUGGUUUUUCCUUGAAGUUUCUGGUUGACAAGGUUAUUACCUUUGCUGAAGCUGAAAGUUGGAGUGCCUUCAACACUGUUUUUUCUUACAUCACAUAUGGGAUUGUGUUGUUCUCGAAUAUGGAAGACUUUGUGGAUUUGGCUUCUAUCUAUCUCUUCAUGGAUAAGAAUCUCGUUCCUACUCUUCUUGUUUAUACUUAUUAUUCUAUCCACGUAAGGAAUCAGAAGAGGAAAGGAACCAUCAUGUGUUGUAUCCUACUGCUAUAUAGAUGGUUUAUUUUGCAUCUAUCCAGCAAUGGUCCUUUCGUCGACAACAAAAGAAAUCUUAAACAGUCUCAAAGGAUCAUGUCUCUUAUAACUGAAGAUAUUUCCUGGUAUUCUAAAAGCUACGAACAUCAAGAUCAACCUGAAUUAUGGUAA